GUUCGUGGCUGGCUGGCGGUGGCUGUCACUCCCGGCCUGUUUCCCCAAGGCCAGCGCUCUGCUGGGGGCGGGAGGAAGAGGGGCGGCCUGGGGCCUGACGAGCCGUCGCUGUCUUCGCGGAUGCUAUGACCAGCGGGCGAGGCGCCCUCCGCUGCUCCGCGCAGCGUUGUCGCGGCCGUAGUCCACCGAAGCCGUCUGGGUCCUCCUGUGCGGACGCUGCCGCGGCCCCCUCGGCUCUGCCCGCACUGCCCGCAAGACGAGGCGGACGGCAGGAUGAAGAUGACGGUGGAUUUCGAGGAGUGUCUGAAGGACUCGCCCCGCUUCAGGGCUGCUUUGGAAGAAGUAGAAGGAGAUGUGGCAGAAUUGGAACUCAAACUCGAUAAGCUUGUGAAGCUUUGUAUUGCCAUGAUUGAUACUGGAAAAGCCUUUUGUGUUGCAAAUAAACAGUUCAUUAAUGGGAUUAGAGACCUAGCACAGUAUUCUAGUAAUGAUGCUGUAGUUGAGACAAGUUUGACCAAAUUUUCUGACAGUCUUCAAGAAAUGAUAAAUUUUCACACAAUCCUGUUUGACCAAACUCAGAGAUCAAUUAAAGCACAACUUCAGAACUUUGUUAAAGAAGAUCUUAGAAAAUUCAAAGAUGCCAAGAAGCAGUUUGAAAAAGUCAGUGAAGAGAAAGAAAAUGCAUUAGUGAAAAAUGCCCAAGUACAAAGAAACAAGCAGCAUGAAGUCGAGGAAGCUACAAACAUUCUAACAGCAACAAGAAAGUGUUUUCGACACAUAGCCCUUGACUAUGUGCUUCAGAUUAAUGUUCUUCAAUCAAAAAGGAGAUCAGAAAUCCUAAAAUCAAUGUUAUCCUUUAUGUAUGCUCAUUUGGCCUUCUUUCAUCAAGGAUAUGAUCUAUUUAGUGAACUUGGGCCCUACAUGAAAGAUCUUGGAUCACAGUUGGAUCGACUUGCUGUGGAUGCAGCGAAAGAGAAAAGAGAAAUGGAGCAAAAACAUUCAACCAUUCAGCAAAAGGCUGCAUUACAGGAUUUCUCCAGUGAUGAUUCUAAGUUAGAAUACAAUGUAGAUGCUGCAAAUGGCAUUGUCAUGGAAGGAUAUCUGUUCAAACGAGCCAGCAAUGCCUUUAAAACUUGGAACAGGAAAAAGCCCGAUCAUAUCAGACGCUGGUUUUCAAUACAGAAUAAUCAGCUGGUUUAUCAGAAGAAGUUUAAGGAUAACCCCACGGUAGUAGUUGAAGAUCUCAGGCUUUGCACAGUAAAGCAUUGUGAAGACAUAGAAAGAAGAUUCUGCUUUGAGGUAGUCUCUCCAACAAAAAGUUGUAUGCUCCAGGCAGAUUCUGAAAAGCUGCGCCAGGCUUGGAUUAAGGCUGUUCAGACCAGUAUUGCAACUGCUUAUAGAGAGAAGGGUGAUGAAUCAGAGAAGUUGGAUAAGAAAUCAUCUCCAUCAACAGGAAGCCUAGAUUCUGGAAAUGAGUCAAAAGAGAAAUUAUUGAAAGGAGAAAGUGCACUGCAGCGGGUCCAGUGUAUCCCUGGCAAUGCCAGCUGUUGUGACUGUGGUCUGGCAGAUCCUCGGUGGGCCAGCAUCAACUUGGGCAUCACCUUGUGUAUCGAAUGCUCUGGAAUUCAUCGGAGUCUUGGGGUUCAUUUUUCGAAAGUCCGAUCUUUAACUUUAGAUACCUGGGAGCCUGAACUUUUAAAGCUUAUGUGUGAAUUGGGGAAUGAUGUUAUAAAUCGUGUUUAUGAAGCUAAUGUGGAAAAAAUGGGAAUAAAGAAACCACAACCAGGACAAAGACAGGAGAAAGAGGCAUAUAUCAGAGCAAAGUAUGUGGAGAGGAAAUUUGUGGAUAAAUAUUCUAUAUCAUCAUCACCUCCUGAGCAGGAAAAAAAGAUUGUCUCCAAAGGUUGUGAAGAAAAGAGGCUGAGCAUUUCUAAACUUGGGCCAAGUGACCAAGUCAGAGCAUCUACCCAAAGUUCAGUGGUUGCUGUAAAUAGCGACGAGGCCAGGCGGGAGUCUCUGUUCUGUCCUGAUGAGCUAGAUUCACUCUUCUCCUACUUUGAUACUUCUUCAAAACUGCGUAGUAUCAAAAGUAAUGACAGUGGGAUCCAGCAGAGCUCUGAUGAUGGGAGAGAAUCUUUACCCUCCGUGGUGUCAGCCAAUAGUUUAUAUGAAUCGGAAGGAGAAAGGCAAGAUUCUUCUGUGUUUCUCGACUCUAAACAUCUUAAUCCAGGACUUCAGCUUUAUAGGGCUUCAUAUGAAAAAAAUCUUCCUAAAAUGGCUGAGGCUUUGGCUCAUGGUGCCGAUGUGAAUUGGGCUAACUCAGAGGAAAACAAAGCAACGCCACUUAUUCAGGCUGUAUUAGGGGGCUCUUUGGUGACAUGUGAGUUCCUCCUACAGAAUGGUGCUAAUGUGAACCAAAGAGAUGUCCAAGGGCGGGGACCACUACAUCAUGCCACUGUCUUAGGGCACACAGGGCAGGUAUGUUUAUUCCUAAAGCGAGGUGCCAAUCAGCAUGCCACUGAUGAAGAAGGGAAAGACCCUUUGAGCAUCGCUGUGGAAGCCGCCAAUGCUGAUAUAGUAACCUUGUUACGUUUAGCAAGAAUGAAUGAAGAAAUGCGGGAAUCAGAAGGACUUUAUGGACAGCCAGGUGAUGAAACUUACCAGGACAUUUUUCGUGAUUUUUCACAAAUGGCAUCCAAUAAUCCAGAGAAACUCAAUCGUUUCCAGCAAGAGUCACAGAAAUUCUGAAUUUUUUUAAUAAGGGGAAAAAUAUAAAAUCUGACAACUAAUGUGUACAGCUAAAAACUCACAACUUUUUACUGCUUUAAUUCUACUUAAUUUUGGUAGAUACUGAAUGGUUUGGAAAAAAUUACCCAUUCAUUCUUAUUUUUAUAAAUUAAAACACAGAUCUCUCAUAGUUGGGAGAGGAUUCCACUUUAGGACCUCUUUUAUUAAAAAAUAAAGCCUAUUGAAAGGGCUGUUUUUUAUAGAUAAAAGUUUAAUCUAGGUUUAGGCCAUCUCUAGGUUAUAAGAUGCUAAGAUGUUAGAAAAAAAUCUUUUUUAUUUUAUUUUUUUGCCAAUGGGCGGUAUCUUUUUCCAUGCAUCAUGUCCAGAAUCAUUCAGUCAAGCAUGUUUGUGUCAAGUGGGAGCCAAUUAUCCUGCCUGCCUCAAGAAUAUGUCUUUUCUUUAGCUUCCCUGAUGAUUUUUGGUGGUUGAAUUAGGUGUAUGUGUUGGUAGGUUUUUUGGUAGUCUAGUUACCAUACACACAACAUAUGGUUUAAUUAUCAGAACUAGAGUAUAGGCUCCUUAAAUGCAGUCAUGCUUUUUAGGUGAUGGGAUAUUGUCCAGUACUUUACCAUCCAUGUAAUGUCUAUACAAGUAGACCAUAGUUAAGUCAUUUAGAUUUAUUCCAUCUUCUGAAUCAAAGACACUUUUAAUAUUUUUUUCAACCCCCCCCAAAAGAAGUUAUAAUUCUUUAUUAUUGGGUGAUGUCCUAAAACCUUGACAGAUCUAUCAAUGUAAUAGAACUGUUUCAAAAGUUAUUGGAGGAUUGGCGUUGUAGCUCAGUGGUAGAGCACUUGCCUAGCAUGUGUGAGGCACUGGGUUUGAUUCUCAGCACUGCAUAUAAAUAAACAAGUAAAAUAAAGGCCCAUCAUCAACUUAAAAAUAUUAAAAAGUUUGCUUGAAUGUUGCAAAAUUAUGCUUUCAUCAAAAGAUAACUUUCAAAGGAAAAGUUGAUUUAUAAAAUGAUAUAGGACUUUUUUAUAGUAGAAAUUUGUCCUUUUUAAGAUAGAUUUUUGCUAUUGUUUUUGGUGAAAGAAAAAUUUCUUUGUAUAAAGGAGAAAAAAUUCCAUUUUUCUUCAGUUUAUAUUAAAAUAUACAGUAGUAAAUUAAAAAAAAUUUUUCCUACAUCCUGUGUACUGUAUGUACAGUAUACAUUCCUUUAAAUUAUAUCAUGUAAAUAGUUCGAGAGUUUGAUCACAUAAAUCAUAGAUCCUUGAGUGCCAGAUCUUUGUGAAUAUACUUACCAUUCAUAAGCUACAAAUUUGUUCGAUUCCAUCUUUGAUUAACGGGUCUUAUCAACAGUAUAGUAUAAUUUACCUUAUGAUUCCAUUCCAACAUUUCAACAAUUAAGUUUAAUUCUUGAGAAAUUAUACAUAAGUAAUAUUAUUGAUACUCAGUUUCUAAAUAAGAGGUUUUUAAACUUAUAAAAGAGAAAUUAAAUUUAAUCAGGUAGAUAACUUUUUUUACUUUUUCCAUUAAUAAGAGUCUUAUAAAUUGAUUAAACAUCAUAUCAGAAUCUAUCUAGGCAGGAAUUAUAUUGAAAAAAUUCACAUACAGAAAAGAUUCCAUAAUUUUUCCAAAUUGCAAGCAUUAGUAAUAGCCACUAUAUAUUAAAUAAAGAUAAAAAUAUAUUUUUGAAUGACUUUUGAGAAAUGCUAAUUCCCAAAGCAUUGUGUUUUAAUUACAGCAUAGCAGAAACAUUAUCUUUCAUUUAACCUCAGAGUCCCACAUCAUCUGGUUUUAUAAGUAUUUUAUCUAAAGGCAAAAGUCUGAUUCGUAACAUUUUAUUAGAGCAACCUUUGAAAUUAAUUGUCCUAAAAGCUCAAGGAAGAGAUAUGUGUUAAAAUAAACAGAAAGGAAGAUGGAUAAGAGAAAAGAAAGCCUCACUUUUCCUUUUCAGAGUCUGCUCUUCUAAUUCUAGACUUCAUUCCUUAAGCUCCUGACUUUUGGCUGAGGACACUCUGUGCUGGUUCCCUUUGUCUCCAGCCACUGGUGCUUGAGAUCACCUCUGGAACCUCUGUGGCUGUGGGGGCAAUUCCUUGUGACCCAUUACCUCCUUUGGCUGGAGUCACGAGUUGUUAUUGUGGCACUAAUUAGUUUCUACUUACAUCUAAUGGUUAGAUGCAUUUGAAGUGUGCUAAAGAUGUUCAUGGUUUUGAAUAUCUUCAGAGAAAGCUAAAUCUUUGAUAUUUGCAGGGAGUCUGGCAACACAAAAGUACAUUUCUGUGGCUUGGUUUUUUUGAGGGCUCCAUCUGGACAAAAUUUGGCAGAAGUAAUGGAGUAAACAGCAAGGCUUUAAAUUAAUAGUUUCAAAUUAGGUUGGCUCUUAGGUAAUAUUUGCUGUAUCUACCAUUAGCUUUUAUAUAAUGUAUAACAAAUCUGAAUUGUGUUAUGCUGUGAACUAUUCAGUGUAUUAUGAGAAAUUAUAGUAUAAACAAUGUUAAUACUCUUGGGCUUUUUGGUCUUUUCAUAACCAAUGUGCUGGUAUUAGUUCCUGAUUCUUUAUGAUUAUCCUGUUAGCUUAUUAUCAUUAGCUCAUUAACAUAAAAAUGGGAUUAACAGCAAAUUAAGAAUAGCACCAUUGCAAAGAGUUCAUAAAGUACGGUUUAAUUUUAGAACUAGACUAAAGGUUAUCGAGCACUUAUUCACAAUGCUUCAUUUUACACGUGUCAGGUUUCUAAGGUUUUAAAAACUAAUUUUUUGUACACUCCUUAGAAAUUCAGAAAUUUCCUGGGAUUUACUAUAUUACAGUGUGUCUAAUGCUGUAGAUUUUAAUGAACUUUGGUGUUUACAUUUCCAAACAGACUUAAUUUGUUACUUGAACUUUAAUUUUUCAUAAAUGCAUUUUGUUAAAAAGAAAUUAGACCUUUGCAGUUUUUGAUAAUGUUAGCAGCAUUUUAAAAAUUAAAUUUUACAUGUGUUAAGUAUGGUCACAAUAAGCCAAAUUGUGUUUAAGUCUAAAUUUACUACCCAUUUUGAAUAAUCAGACAUUUCCAGAUCACUCAUAUUGUCAAAUUAACUCCUGUUUGAUGGCACUUUUGACCAUGGACAAGAGCUGGAAAAUGAUAUAUUUUUAUGCAUUCAGAUGUCCAGAAUGACUUAAGAACUGCAUGAUAUCUUGGAAAGAGCACUGGACUAGUAGUCACUAUCCUUUUUGGAUUCAAGUUUCCUGAAAAAAUAAAAAAAUGGGCAAAGUAAGCUGAAAAUAUAAAAACAUCCCUUUGUGUGUGUUUUAUUUACUUGUAAUGUACCUGGACAUUGCUUUAUCUCACCUGAUUCUCUCAGUAGGAACUACUAAGAGCUUCAGCAUUGUCUGCUUUUUAAUCCUAGUGUUUGCCUCUUGUUUUACAGAGGUGGUCACUCUGUUUGCUAGUUGAUGGCAGAGCUGACACCAUAACCCACAUCUGACUGACUACAAGUCAGAGGCACUUUACUUGUAUCAUGAAAUUAUUUGAAAUCAUGGUAAAGCAGCAAAAUCUGAUAAUGCCUGCGAGCUUUCCUUGUGUUUAAUAACAAAUGCUCCAAAUGUCUGGAGAACCUUGAUACAAAAUUUGAAGGAAUAGAUUGGGAUUUAGAGAUAUCAAAUUGUGGUAUAUUUCACAUUUUUGUAAUAAUAAACAUUAAUAAAAGAUGAUUUUAAUUUACCACUUAAUCAAUUUCUUGAUGCUUUCAAAUGAAAGGUCACUAAAAGGGGUUUGGUUCAGUUUGAAUUGUCACAUAUAAAGAUGGUUUUUCUGUUUAUUUAAAUUUAUCCACUUAAAAUGGGAUGAUGUGAGGACAAAGCAAUAUUUGAUUAAAUACCAUUUUCUCGGUGUGGGUCUUUUCACUAUCUCAUUUUGUAGAUUUUCUUAUUUUUCUUCAAAUCCCCUAUCCCUAUUUUUGGUUUUAAUUUUAAACAGGGAAAGCUUGCUACAUUAUAAAGAUUGUUGGCACCAUUUAUUUUACACAAUGGCUAAAGAUUAAUUUUGGAAAUGAUGAGCUACUUUUCUAUAUGUGUUUACUCAUGCUUUGUGAUACUCUUGGAUCAUUCCAGUCAUAAAGACUUAUUACAUGUAAUAUUUCUUGUUACCUGUGAAAAGAUUUACUUUAAAGAAUGUAUAACCAACACUCCCAUUUACUUUUUAUUAGUAUGUAGAGGAUUUAUAUCUAAUUCAUGAAUGUAGUUUUGCUGUAGUUUGUUAUUGUAAAUGGAACAAAGUACAUUUUCUUUAGUUAUUCUAUAAUGUACAUUAUGUAAGAAUUGUAAAUAUACUUGAUUAAGUACUUUGUAUGGUGAAAAAUUACAAUAAUAAGUCAAUAAAAAUCUCACUU
Messenger RNA from Sciurus carolinensis (gray squirrel), 7095 nucleotides. RefSeq names its product ArfGAP with coiled-coil, ankyrin repeat and PH domains 2 (gene Acap2). Bases 274 to 2748 code for a protein of 824 amino acids. The transcript has 26 exons. Gene Ontology annotation, cellular component: endosome membrane; cytoplasm. Gene Ontology annotation, molecular function: GTPase activator activity; protein binding. NCBI's taxonomy places the organism in Eukaryota, Metazoa, Chordata, Mammalia, Rodentia, Sciuridae. The record is from RefSeq and is a predicted model, not a curated record.